AUGGCUGGCCGGCGUAAUCGUAGCCGCCGCCGCCGCCUCCGCGCUAAUCUGGGUUCGGGGAACUCGGAAUCCUCGUCUCCUCAGUCUUCAGGUUCCUCCUACGAUCGCGCCGCCCAGUGCAAAACCCCUCUUCCCAAUAGGCAGCAGCAGGUCACCGAGAAGAAGCCUGACCUACCGAGGACGACACGAGAUGCUCGAGCCGUGCGUCCGUUCCUGCUGGGUCUCAUCUGCGGAUACUACAUCGACGCCAUCUCCCGGCUGCCCGCCGCCGAGCUCCGGACCACCCUCGCGCGCGGCCUCCUUGUCGGCGGGCACUGCUACGGUCCACUCCACCCCGUCCACAAUAUCAUCCUCAAUUCCGUCUGGUACGCCGCCGCCUUCCCCUUCCGCGCCGACCCCAUCCAUGUCGACGCCGUCAGCACCGAGGGUAACUGCUAUGCUUGUACGAGGAGAAAGACAAAAAUGGAUCAUCCAAAAGGUGAGGAGCACUUCGGAGGGCAUCCGCACAAGACAGGUGAAAGUGAAACAGAGGAUGACCGUGAUUGCCCAACAUUGAUUGACCUUGUGAAGUGGUUUGCUGAUAGGAUAGAUUGUGCCGCCCAAAGCUGUGGCUUGUCCCAAAUCCCGCUCUGCUGA
Molecule: messenger RNA, 636 nt
Organism: Miscanthus lutarioriparius
Lineage: Eukaryota; Viridiplantae; Streptophyta; Magnoliopsida; Poales; Poaceae
Source: the annotation of a GenBank genome assembly